ACGACACCACCUCUUCCCCCUUCUGCCCAACGACACCCGUCGCACCUCCACUGGGCAGGAACCUCGGGGUCGAGACUGCAGUGCCAGAUGUGAGGCAAGACGUCGCCCGCCACGGAUUUACAUCCGCAUCCCACAUGAUGGCUGUGGAUUCGCCCCAGCUUGUGCAGACCUUGAUUGAGUCCUUCAACACGCUGGCCGACGAGGUGCAGAUCCUCAUGGACAGGAAAAUCAUCCUCGAGGCCAAGCUUUCCUUCAGCAGAGAGCAGUACCAGCUUCUCGCCGACAAGUACGCUCCGGCUGCUCCUCACAUUGCCGAGACCCUGGCCAAACUCCAACUACCUCCCAACCCAACACCGACAUUGUCGAAUCAGAUCCCCCUCCCCAGGCGUCACCAGUCCGGCAGCUCCCAGGCCGAGCUGGCCGUCUUCAUCCGAGAGGGCAAAAAGGUGGCCCGUCAGCUGGCGAUGGUGGCGGAUGCGAGCAAGGAGGGCGGGUCCAGUCGCGAGACCGCCUCUACCAACAUGACCUCCCAGUCGACCUUCCUGGAGAGGGACUUCACGGUCGAGGGCAAGAAGGGCCACCUGGGCUGUCCCUUCUCCGCGGUGAACAAGGACGCCGUCGCACGAGAUGAGGUAGAUGAUGAUGAUGAUGAUGAUGAUGAACAUGAUGCAAAUGGCAAUGAGAAUCCCGAUCCCACCCCACACCAUUCCAAAGACCCGAUAUGUGCGGCCAUGUUUGAGGAGAGCAUGUCCGCCCCCGCCCCCGCCCCCAAUGCUUCCGCCUCAAAGUGCCCCAUCAGGUAUCUCGACCAGCACUCCCCCGAGGAGAUUGCCCGUUAUGUCGAGACCCACAAGCACGAGCUGCCGCGGAGCCACGAGGUUUGUCUCAAGAGGAACCAGAAGACCGAGGAGCAAAUAAGAAAGCUGGACGCCAAGUAUGGCAACCUCGUCUCCAUGAUUGAGGACCUCAGCCACCUCCACGCCCCCAUGCUGCCCGAGUCCCAGGUUGAGGCUCAGGCUGCGGCCGACGCCGACGCCGACCGGGCCUCGAAUCGCCGAGUCAGUGAUUGGGCUCAGAAUGUGAGCUCUAGUACCGUCGACGCCCUGGUCGAUGAGACUGUCAAGGAUGGCGACGUGCCUACGGCCGAAGACUAUCUCGACCGGACCGGCCAUUUCGAACGGCCGCUCAAGGAGAUUCGGGUUGGCGAGUCGCCCAGCCGUCCAUGGGGCAUCUCAGUCCCCUUCCCUCCCGACGAACCCGUCGAGCGGCCUACUUCUCCUCCUGCGCCUGUUCGUAUGCCUUCUCCGGGCCCAGCCCUAGCGCCCAAGGCUCCCGAUGCCAGGCCCUCCAAAUGUCCGUUCGAUCACACCAAGAUGAAAGGACUGGCCAGUGCGCUUGAUCACAGCCAGAUCCACAAACUAGACGGACCAGGCCUCGCCGAGUUUCCGAAAAUGGAGGAGACGCCCAGCCCUCCCCGGCCCAGUGCUCAUAAGCCGGCGGCGAGCCAGCCUUUCACAACCCCCAUGAAACAUCCACAGCCUCCGAUCCCAGAUAGCCCUCCGCCGUCUAAUCAGCCAGCAUUCAUCAACACGACGGAAAUGGCCAAGACAACCGCGACUGGUGGCCAAGCCCCUCAGUUUGUUUUUAAUGGCCCGGUCUUUAUCGGGUACCCCAUGGAACAAGCGAUUCAGUUCAUGCAGCAUUUCCAGCGACCGUCAUGAUCAAGAUUUCGUAGUGUUAUUUUUUGUCUCGGCAAGCGAGGGCGUUUUUUGAUGGCUUGGUUUAAGUGGCAUGGCGUUGCGUCGAUUCUCUUUUCAUGAAGGGCCGGACGGCAAGGCAGGAUUGUGAGGGUCAUGGAAAGGGUUGAUUUUCGACACGGCGAGCGUUGACAAGAAUUUACGGAUAGUCUUCAGAAAUGUGGAAAGGGGCACUGGCCCCUACUUCAUUAAUCUUAUGAAAUUGAAAUCACGAGCCUCGGUCGUUGCU
Diaporthe batatas is the source of this 1986-nucleotide messenger RNA. RefSeq lists its product as uncharacterized. Bases 135 to 1721 code for a protein of 528 amino acids. The transcript has 2 exons. NCBI's taxonomy places the organism in Eukaryota, Fungi, Ascomycota, Sordariomycetes, Diaporthales, Diaporthaceae. The record is from RefSeq and is a predicted model, not a curated record.